Messenger RNA from Diversispora eburnea, 1767 nucleotides. The record is from the annotation of a GenBank genome assembly. Lineage: Eukaryota; Fungi; Glomeromycota; Glomeromycetes; Diversisporales; Diversisporaceae.
AUGAAUCGUCUUUCAUUAUUAUUACAAGUACUAUUAUUAAUUUUUCCUCUUCCUCAAAUUAUUUAUACCCAAGAGGAUAACAUCUCCAAUGUACACGAUUUACGUCCUGAUGAUAUAAAAUUAAUAUUAGCUUUGGGGGAUAGUAUUACAACAGCAUUUGGCGCAGGCGCAAAAUGUAAAAAUAAUGGUGGUGAUAAUAAUCAUUUAGAAGAAUUAUAUGAAUAUCGAGGAGUUAGUUAUGCUAUGGGUGGUGAUGAUGGUACAAUAAGUUUGGCAAAUUUCUAUAAACAUUAUUCUCCUGAAUUAAGAGGUGCAUCAAUAGGAAAUCAUAUAAUUGAAUUUUGUUAUGGAAUACUUUGUCCACCUAAACAAUAUCAUCCUGAACUAGAUAAUCUUAAUGCAGCACUGUCAGGUGCAAUGGUAAAAAAUCUUGACUAUGAGAUUGAUUAUUUGUUAUCUCAAUAUGAAAAGGAGUCUGAAGAAUUUAAAAGAUCCAAUGACAUAUGUUUAAUUUGUAGUCACAGCAUACCUUGGAUUACUGAAAAAAAAUUCGAAAGAUAUCUAAUGAAUGCUAUCGAAAAAAUUCGAUUAAAUAUUCCCAAUGUGAUAAUAAAUAUAAUGGAUGAAUUUAAUGUGUCUCAAAUUUAUGAUCUUACCAAAGGACAAACAAAAUAUUGUACGAAAUUAGGUCCAAUAGGAGUCCAUAAUCGUCAAGAGAUGGAUAAACUUGGUCGUAAAUAUAACGAAGCAAUCAAGAGGAUAGUUCAUUAUUAUUCAGAACAACCCAGCAAUACAUUUGCAGUAAUUAAUCAUCAUUUUGAAUAUAAUUUAACUUCUUUUCCAAUUGAUUCACUUAGUUGUGUUGAUUGUUUUCAUCCGAGUACCAAACUUCAUCAAUUCGUUGCCAAAACUCUAUGGAAUUCUUUGCCAUUUUCUUCAUCGCCUGAUCCUAAACUUGUAAAUUGGGAAUUAGAUAAAAAGAUUAGGUGUUGGAAUGAACAAGAUCGUAUACGUACUCGGUUUUCAAGACCAUGGGUUGUAACUGAUUUAGACACAUCAGAAGAUGAUACUUACAUUCAAGAUCAAAAAAUUAUUAAUGACCCAAAUAAAACUAAAACUCAAAUUGGGAAAGCGAAAGCGGCCUUUGUGGUAUUAAUUAGAAAUGAACAUUGGAGUGUUCCCAUGGAUAUUGAUAUGAAUAUUGUCAGGAAAAAUAUGGAAAAGAUGCGAGAAGAACAAGUCUUAUAUGGUGAUAGUUUACCUUAUCGCCAUAUGUGCAGAUUUGAAUCCGGAUUCUUCUAUCGUCAUGAAUUAUUAGAUAAAUACGAUUAUUAUUGGCGUGUUGAACCUGGAGUUCAAUUCUAUUGUGAUUUGGACUAUGAUCCAUUCGUAUACAUGAAGAAAUAUGAUAUUAGAUACAGUUUUACUAUUUCAUUGUACGAAUAUCCCAAAACCAUACCAACAUUAUGGGAUAGUGUUAGAGAAUUCGGUAAAUUAUAUCCACAAUAUAUCGAAAAGGAUAAUUUGAUGGACUUUAUAUCAAGCGAUGGUGGUGGAUUCUUUUAUGAACGUUGGGGAGAUGCACCUGUUCAUUCAAUUGCUGCCUCUCUAUUUUUAAAGAAACAUCAAAUCCAUUUCUUUAACGACAUAGGAUACCGUCAUGAACCAUUCUCGCAUUGUCCCGCUGAUGAAAAAAUACAAUUGAAAUGUCACUGUAAUCCUCAUGAUAGUUUUGAUUUCCAUGGAUAUAGCUGUACUGGAAAGUGA